GCACAAACAGCUCAAGACCAGACGCAGCGCGCGCAUGGACACGGAUGGGAUAUUGGCAACAUUACGCAGCAGGAGAGUGAUGGAAAGUACCGAACAGAGUCGAUAGUGGGUGAACUUAUAAGGCAAUUGGCUUGCAAGUAUGUAUUCUACGCACCAAAUUGUUUUCUUUCUCCCGCAGUCGAUUAUGUAGCCUAUCUUUCAGAACCGCUAUAAGACCGACUUCUCAUCUCAGGACAGUUGAAAACGAAGUCACGACGAAGAAUGAAGAAACACUGAAAAAUGUAGCCAAUUGAAAUAUUCAAAGCUGCACACGAGUGUACAAAGUCCUCAGCGCAACCCGAAGCCGGUCUUUAAGUUUUUUUUGGUCCAAGAGGAAAGAACAUGAUUCCACCAGCUAACAUCAUGCAAGACGAGAGUUUGGGCAAGGAGAACGAGCGCGAGCAGCACGAGACCCCUCAGUCACCAGCGUCCAGCGCGAGUCAACAGGAGACAAAGUUGAAGCUUUCAGUUGAAGACUCUUUCAGUUGAAGACUCAAUAUGCAGAAGUUGAAGCGCUCCCUCUCCUUCAAGACCAAGAGCAUGCGCAGCAAGAGCGCUGACAACUUCUACCAGCGCAACAACAAUGAUGCCAAGUUAUCGACGGAGCUGCUCUCUGACAACAGCAGCAGCACGUGCCAACUGAGCGUGAUCGGGGUGGCGGUGGCCCAUCCCGUCCACCCCAUCCAACCUGUCCAACCUGUCCACCCCGUCCACCCUGUCCACCCUGUUCACCCCGUCCACUCAGUCCACCCCAUCCACCAUGCCCCCCCUCUCUCAACCUCCAACCUGGUGAUCUCUAAUGCGCCCCCGGCCAUCCCGUGUGCUCCCCCUUCCUUGGUCUAUUCCCCGGGACACCACCCCCUUGCCAUCGACCCCACUGGACAUGGCUUCAUGGAGCACAUCUUCAAGAAGCCCACCUUCUGCGACGUCUGCAACCACAUGAUCGUAGGUACCACCUCCAAGCAUGUGGUGAUGCUGGCAGGCAACACGGCCAAACAUGGCCUCCGCUGCAAAGCCUGCAAGAUGAGCAUCCACCACAAGUGUGAGAAAGGAGUGGGAUCUCAACGCUGCCAAGGCAAGCUGCCAAAGGGCUUUCGAAGGUACUACAGCUCCCCACUGCUGAUAACAGAGCAAUUUGGCUGCAUCAAAGAAGUCAUGCCCAUUGCUUGUGGCAGUAAAGUGGACCCUGUGUAUGAAGCUCUCCGGUUUGGGACCUCUCUGGCACAGAGGGACAAGAGGGCCAGUGUCUCCGAGUCCCCCCACAGGAACUCUACCAGUGACUUAGCCCAGGUUCCAGAGGAGGACGACGCUCACAGCAGUCAACAUGAACUCACCAGGAAGCACAGUGAUAAUGUGUUUACAUCACUUGAGAAUGGGACGGAGCCCAUUCCCUAUUGCCACGUAGCUGAGAGGAAACCUGAUGAUUCACCGGAGAGGAAAUGGCUGCAGAAGGACACACUUCAGCUCAACACCUAUGUUGCUUUGUUUACAUUCACUCCCCAGGAGAGUGAAGACCUGGAGAUGAGACCCGGAGACAGAAUCGUACUGGCAGACGACUCCAAUGAUGACUGGUGGAAGGGCAUGAUCGAGGACAGGAUCGGUUUCUUCCCAGCAGCCUUUGCUCACCAGGUGAAGACCGGAGACAGAGUGUUCAGGUGUCACCGGACGUUUAUCGGCUGUAAGGAGCAAGGCCAGAUCACUCUGAAGGAGGGCCAGAUUUGUGUAAGCGGUGAGGAUGAACACAGUGGCUUCAUCCGAGUGGCCAGUGGAAAGAAGAGAGGCUAUGUGCCCUGUGAUGUCCUGGAAAACAUCUGAGAGCGAGAGAGAGAAAUAGAGAGUGCUGGAGAGCGAUAACGAGAGGAAGAGAAGGAGAGAGAGGAGGGAGGAGAGGCACAGUGGCACACUACCAUGAUGCGCAGGGAUGGCUCUGACAGUAGCACUGAUUAGAUGCCAACCUCAGGCGUGAGGGAGAGGACCAUUCUUCCCACAAAAUGGCCGCCUGAAACCAUGGAGGAAAUCCUCUGAGCUGUGGAUCCAAAAUAUUUCUGUUGCCAUUAAGGGAAUAGCUUUGUCAGAGUCAGAGCCAACCUUCCUCUUUCCCUUUUAGCCUGAAGGGGAAAAUGUUGCGACGGAUCAGAUAACCUGACUUUGUGGUCACAGGGAGGGAGAGUGGGGUGAUUGCAUCUCUGGAUUUGGUUAGAUUUUUAUUCCGAUUUUGUUUGAUUUUUAGGACAGCUGAGCAUUGUUUGUUCUUUGUGGGAUUUCCCAGUGGAGAAUGCAGGUGACGCAUCAUGCAUGAAUAUACUGAAUGUACUCGUGUGUCUACUACUGAGACAGAGAGAGCAAGGAAAGCUACUUUCGGCAACUUUCUUUAUCCAUACAUUCUUGCUUAUUUAGCAUCAGCUGCAGUAUGUUUGAACCACUUGUUUAACCUAAAGCCCAAAUGUUCAAGCACUUGUUCUCUAUAGCCGAAGAUUCUGUUCUGAAAUAAUCAAAUCAUAUUUUAUUCACUUACGCUAACUUUGAUGCAAGCAGUUGAGGUUACAAACAGCAUAUUAAUCAAAAGCAUAGAAGAUAAGUCCCUUUUCUUCUAUGCUCGUAUGAUGGCUCUACUGAGUCUUGAUAGCCUCAAGCUCACAACUACAGACCCAUUCUCCCAAGAAUCCAUCCCUCUGUGAUACAAAAAAAAUCCAUACAUUGGAUUUGUCACUGGAGAGGAACAACAAAAAUAAUUAGACGAAGCAGAAAUGUAUCAAGAUUUCCGAGGUAGUAUUGUUCAAAGGAGAAAAAUAUUCUGCACAAAUCUAGAUGUUCCUAGUCUAGCUGCUUACCCAUCCACAUGUGCGUUUAAAAAAUGACACCACAAAAGGACUACAAACCUGUCAAACAGAUUUUGUGAAUAUUUCAAAACAAUGAAUACCUAAUUUGCAACUUAGUCUGGUGAUAAUGUUCUCUUCGGGUAACUCAUCAUGACAUUGUUUCUUGAUGUGUUUUAUAAAGGAUAAUGGAUUUGAUGAGAAAUUAUGUGAAUUUAGGAAGCGGGCAAGCUCUAACAAGUGGUUAGAUCAAUUGUUUUUGAAUAUAUGUCAUAAAAUCUGCAUACCUGUUGUAGUGUCUUGGUGUGGUAUCUAAUAUACAUUUCGACACAAUUACAUUACAUUUUAUACACCAUAACAAGUCAACCAAAACAAGUUAUAUACAUUCUUUUCUUUUACAAAUGGCUUUUUACACCUGUUAUUGUCAAAAUAUUUGAUCAGAGAAGCUUCAAUGCAUGAGCUACUUGAAAUUCAGCUUUGAUUUACAUUCAUGUAUGCUUGCUCCAAUUGCACUAAAUGGUCACUCAGAUAUGGCUAUUCAUGUUAAACAAUGUAAGCCCAUUUUUCAUCGAAUCAAGACAUGCUUGUUGAGAUGUAACUAUCCCUUUAAUGUCACUCUUUAUGACACACUCCUGUUCAAUUCCUUUCUCUUGAGGAAUAGCAAUAUUCUUUGAGGAUUUCUUGAUCAUCCUCAUGUAUAUUUGUUUUCUGUUAAAAUAUUAUUAUGAACUGUCAAAGGAAAGGUAUGGUAGUAAAUGUGUCUCUCUAUAAGUUCAUCUAAGCUGCACUGAAACUCCGUGAACUUUCAAUAAAUUCCCUAGUUUUCCCGAAAUCCCAGUUGGAGGAUUUUGGGAAUAAGAAGACAAUUAGCAGGAAAUAUGGAAUCUUCCAACUAGGAUCUCUGGGAAACCAGGGAAUAUAUUGAAAGUUCCUGAAAUUUUGCAACCAUAGUCAAAGACCACUGUAUUGUAUAGAUUGUAUGCACAGAAUAAAAAUAAAUUGAUUAGAAUUUUUUAAAAUCAA
Molecule: messenger RNA, 3878 nt
Organism: Oncorhynchus mykiss (rainbow trout)
Lineage: Eukaryota; Metazoa; Chordata; Actinopteri; Salmoniformes; Salmonidae
Source: RefSeq, a predicted model, not a curated record